AUGGAUGCAAUUGAAGAAGUAAUAUCAGAAGAUUUUGGAUUUAAAGCUAGCUCCAAUGAAUAUCAAGUGUUUGAGGAUCAAUUUAAUUUAAAUAGUGAUGAAUUCAGCAAAAAUACAUUAAAUUUACUCUCCAUUCAUAAUGAGUCCAAAAUUGCUGCAGUUUCAAAUUACAACACCUUAAAAUUUUUGUCAAUUGAAAAUUCAGUUCAAGACGAAUACAAAGUAUUAGGAGAAAUUAAUAAUGUUAAAAUUACUCAAUUGUUUUUUGUUGACUCUACAUUAUGUUUAUUGAAUGAUGGAAAAAUCCAAACCUUGUCCUUACAUCAGAUUCAAAAUAAAGACUACACGUUCAAUACAUUAAAUGAUAGUCACAAAUUUAUAAGUUUUAAACCAAUAAGUUCUACAACAUAUCUAGCAUUGGAUUCAGAUCACAACUUGUAUCAUAACUCAGACGAAAUCCAAAUAAAAGUAUCAGCAUAUACUUGGUUCAAUGGCUAUCCACUAUACCAUUUGACGUCGAAUUCAAAGUUCAAAUUAUCCAACGGAUCAGUCAAUCUUUCUGAAGAUACUAUUGAAGAAUUAAAAGAACAUGAAUUGAAAGAUAUCAUAGUAUUACAAAAUGAGUUUUUGUUGUUGAUAUAUGACUCUAUAACUGCUGAACCUGAUUGUCAUGACUCAAGAACUUUUUUAUUGAAAUUUGAUAAAGAGUCGAAGUCAUAUACACCAUAUCAAAUUGAUAUUGCACCUCCUUUCGGCUCAGGAUUUAGAUCAUUAACUUAUUAUACAUCAACUAUAAAUAAUUGGCUACCCAAAAAUGAUUUGACGUUUAUAACAUCGUCAAUAUCUACAGAAAUAGGAAUAUUAGAUUAUUUAAAAUCUGAUAAAAACUUAGAAGUUAUGAGUCCAAGUGAAGACUCAAAUAGAGCUAAUUUCCCAAUCGAUGAAGACACAGGUGAUGAUGUAUCACCUUUAGGAUUUGCAGUUUUCUUAAAAGGUAAUGAUGAAAAAAUUAUUAAUCCAUGUGUUGGAGUUGAAGAAGUUUCCGGUAAUGUAUUACCUAAAAUAUAUACUUUAUUAAGCAAUGGGAAAUUGAAAAGUUGGUUAGUAUAUCAUAAACUGGGGAUUUUGAAUGAUGAGUUAUCGUUACAGAGAGCUUUGGAUGCUUCAAACGUAGAUGAAAUAGAUGCACCUGUCUCAAAUGAAAAAGUGGAAGAAGCCAAAGCAGCUGAGGAAAAUCAAGCGCAACCACAGAAUCCGUUUCAAACUAAAAGUAAUCCAUUUGGGUCCACUACUGCAGAUGUGUUCAAAUCUCAACCACAAACUACCACUUCAAAUGAAUCACAAACACAAAAAUCAGCAUUUGGAGCCACCGGUUUUGGAUCAUCAGUAUCAACUAAAUCAGAGUUAUCAACUACAACGACAACACAACAAGCAGGUGGAUUUGGUUCCACUGGGUUUGGCUCAACAGCUUUUGGCUCAUCAGGUGGGUUUGGUUCAACAGGAUUUGGUAAAACCUCAUUUGGUUCAACAAGUUUUGGAAAUCAGUCAUCACAACCUCAAACUAAAGUAUCAGGAUUUGCCAAAUUUGGUAAUACAAACACCACUAACACUGACACUAAAUCAUCGCCAUUUGCAAGGUUAGGCAAUUCUAAUAAUUCUUCACCAUCACCUUUUGCUCUGCUUGGUAAUAAUAAUUCGAAUCAACAACCAAAAUCAAUUUUUGGAGACAAUAAAUCUACAGCAACAAAUUCGAUAUUUGGAGAUAACAAAUCAACUACAGCUACUUCAAUUUUUGGAGGAUCAAAACCACUUCCAAAAACUACAAUGGGCACAUUAACUAAAUCAACUCCAUUUGCAGAAUCAGUAGAGACUUCAAAAGAGCCAACCCCUGAAACUUUCUCAAAAUCUUUUAGAUCACCACCACCAUUAUCACAAGUUGAACAGCCUCCACCACAAUCACAACCGCAAUUUCAAUCACAAUCACAAUCACAAUCACAAUCACAAUCACAAUCACAAUCACAAUCACAAUCACAAUCACAAUCCUCCAGUUCAACUUCAUUUUCUGGAUUCAACAAGCAUGAGACAACUACCAAUUCAUCACCUUUUGGUCAAUUUCAAAAACCUCAAACAUUUGGCUCACCAUUUGACAAUUUAAAAAAAGCAAAUGAACCGUCUCCAUUUGCACAAUUUAGUAAUCCCAAAACACCAACAACUGAAUUUUCUGACAAAUUUUCUUCAGAGGAAGAAGCUGAAGAAGAAAAUUUUGAUGACGAAAAUGAUAAUGAAGACGAUGAAAACGAAUUCGAUGAGGAAGCAGAUGAAUUUGAAGAGGUAUCAGCAGAAGAUAGUUAUUUAGAAAAGUCAUAUGGUGAACAAAAUCAAGAUCAAACAGGGUCAUUUGAUGAUGAAGAGGAAGAGGAAAAAUCUCAAUUUGAGAAGAACUUGGAUAAAUUUGAUUCAUUUGUCAAUAUAAGCAAAAAUGAUAUUGAAGAAAUUGAAAUACCUGAUGAUGAUGAUGAUGAUGAUGAUUAUGAUGCCGAGGAAGAAAUAGCUCAAACUAAAAAAGAAAUUGAGCAAGUACAAGGUCAUGAAGUGGAAGAAGACGAAGAGGAAGAAGAAUGGCCAAUUGAUCCUGUCCAGUUUUUAAUAUUUGAUGGUUAUAGUAAGUCAAUACCUAAAACCGAUAAUCAAGUUGAAAAUAAAAUCAGAGAAAUGAUGUUGGAAACUGAUGGUAAUGUUGAAAUUUUGGAAAUGAAUGUUGACUUAUUAGGUGACUUUGUCGCGGAACACUCUGCAACACCAGGUAGUUCUUAUUUCAAAUUAUCAGAUAUAUCAAAUUUGAAAUAUGAUACUUUACAAUACAAAAACAAGUUACAUUACUUAAAACAAAUAGAAGAGGAAACUGAAUCAUUAAACUCAACGGUAGUAUCAAAUCAAAAUGAAAGAGUAAAAAUUGAUAAAUUGUUUACUCAAUUAAAAUCAUUGGAACAAGGAUCAACCAAGAACUUAAAAUUUUUAAGAAAUAGACCAUUGGAGAUUUCAAAAUUAGAAACUAAAAAUAAAUUAAAUUCAAAAUUAUCAAAUAUCAAGAAUUUGGAAGCAAAAUUGAUUUCUCAACUAAUGCCCUUAAAAUUAGCUAAUUCUUUAAAUUUGGAGACUAUAACAAAAAUUGAAAAAAUCAUUUAUCAAUUAAAUAACCAAAUCUUGGAUCAUAAAAGUACUGUUGAUGAAUUAAUUGAAGAAAUAGAAACCUUAAAUUUGAGAAAUAACGAAAAGGAUAAUAGUCAACUUGGCAAUAAAAUAGCCCUUCAAUCAAAGUCAUCAAAUAAUGGAAAAUUACUUUUUAGAAAGAAGUUAAAGAAAACAGACACUGUAUAG
Messenger RNA from Lodderomyces jiufengensis, 3378 nucleotides. RefSeq names its product FG-nucleoporin (gene NUP159). Bases 1 to 3378 code for a protein of 1125 amino acids. Gene Ontology annotation, molecular function: protein binding. The transcript has a single exon. NCBI's taxonomy places the organism in Eukaryota, Fungi, Ascomycota, Pichiomycetes, Serinales, Debaryomycetaceae. The record is from RefSeq and is a predicted model, not a curated record.